This is a messenger RNA of Cladocopium goreaui, 5801 nucleotides long. Lineage: Eukaryota; Dinophyceae; Suessiales; Symbiodiniaceae. The record is from the annotation of a GenBank genome assembly.
GGGUGAUCGGAACCUCACCCCUCAGACAUGUGGGGCUGUUGGAAGCUGAUGUGAUACGCGGCAUGUGGCGAUCCGCUGGGAUGUCGGCAGCUGACACAGAGAAGCCAACAUGCUCAAAGAAAGAAACAAAACAAAUCAUCUGCUUUGCAGGGUCCCCAUGUGUCCCAAUCUGCAGUCCUUAAUCUUCAAGGCUCCAAACAGAGAACUGGAAUAGACCGCGGCAAACCCCGAUGUGCUCGGCAUUGGCACUGAGAAAAAUACGAAGGAUGGGGCCAAAGGCUCGGAAGGAGCUCCAAGAAUCACUCCAACGUGUUGUUUCUGGUUAUGCUGUUGACUUGGAUUGCCGUGAGUUGAAUGAACUGCUGGCUUUUGCAUCUCGCUGUGGACGUUGGCAAGAAGCUUCCGAACUCCUGGCCCAAGCACCGCUUCUGAGAAUCAGUCCAGACGUUGCAAGCUACACAUCCGUCAUCGCUGCGUAUGCCAAACAUCCACAGCUGUGGCAGAAGGCUUUCAUCACAUUGCGCAGUAUGCCAUCUGGCCUCCCAAAUGUCUUCAGCUAUGGAGCAGCGAUUAGUGCUAUGGCACGAUCAUCCGAAUGGCAGAUCGCGGAAAUGCUACUACAAGAAAUGCAGCAGCUACACCAUCAGCCGACUGUAGCUUGUCUCAAUGCAGCUUUGACGGCCUACUCCAACGCUUUCGAAUGGGAGUCGGCACUGUUCUUCUUCUGUUUGUUGGACUCGGAGCUGAAAGCGGACGUUGUCAGCCUGGGUGCUGCCAUUUCUGCCUGCAAUCGAUUCGACACAUGGCAGUUGGCGAUGAGUCUGCUGAACUCCACCGUUCGCCCGAAUGCGGUGGCCUGCAAUGCUGCUAUAAGCAGCUGUGAGACGUCAACAGCGUGGCAGGCUGCCAUAGGGUUGCUGCACUUUAUGCAGGGCACCCGCUUGGCAGAUCAGAUCACUUUUACUAACAUCAUUUCGACAUGUGGCAGAACCAGCAGGUGGCGGAAAGCUUUGUCCCUCUAUGAAGGACUUGCCGAAUCACAGGUCCUUAGUGAGAAUGUCCACAACGCUACAAUCACAGCUUGCGAAAGGGGCAGGGCGUGGCUGCAUGCCAUCUUGACUUUUGAGCGGAUGCGCUGCAAUCGUGUCAGUGCCAGUGCUAGAAGCUUCAGCGCAACGAUCACAGCUUGCCAAAUCUCAGCCAAGUGGCGCGUGGCAUUGCAGCUUCUCGAACAGAUGUGCCACAGUCACAUCAGCUUGAACACACCAGCCUGCAAUGCUGCUCUGAGUUGCUGCGAGAAGGCAGGCGAGAGGAAGAUAGCAAUCCAACUGCUACAGUCCUUGCCAGGGCACUCCGUCCAGGCUGAUGAGAUCACUUUUAACGCUGCCAUCAGCGCCUGCGAAAAGACGGAUCGCUGGGAUAUGGCGCUUGAUUUGCUGGAGGAGAUGGGCAGAAAACAGUUGCGGCCCAGUGACAUCAGUUUUUGCGCUGCCAUGAGUUCUUGCAAAAUGCCCGGUGAAUGGGAGCAAGCACUGCGGCUGAUGUCAAGGCUCUGCGAGCAGAAUUCACCAUCAGUUGUGAGCAUCAACGCAUUGCUGUUCUGCUUUGCACAAGCCUCCCAGUGGGAAUUGAGCCUUUCAGCUUUUCCACCACAUGCUGACGACCUCUCACAUCAAGCGCUUUUCGCCGGAUGCAGUAUUGCUUUGAAGUGGCAACACUGCCUGGCCUUGCUAUCCAACAUCUCACACUCAAAGCGAGGCAUUCUAUCACCAACAAUGCUGCAGGACUUUGUCAAUGCUUGCGAGAGAUCGAGGCAUUGGUCGCCGUUGCCGCUUCAACAGUUUCGGGAGGUCGACUCCGUUGACUCCGUUGACUCCGUUGACCGUUCCGACCGUUCCGACCGGAACGUGGCUCAGAGCUGGGCCUUUGGAAAGUCGCUGCAGUGUGCAUCGGCAAAAAGAGCAGUGGGUCAGACAGAUUCGGCGUUCCGCAACUCUGAGCUUUUCCAAAUGCCGUCAGAAGCGGCAGCCUCGCCUGGCACCAAUGUGCAGGGCAAAAAGCCCUUGUUGGAACAUGACCGUGGCACCAGGUGUGAACGCUGCAGCACCACGUUUCAGCGUGUGCUGGGUCUAGCCAUCAAAGGCCUGCUAUUGACAGCACAGCGGGUCUUUGACGUGUUGGCAGUGCUGAUUCACAUUAUGUACAUAUCUGACACCUGGGUGGAUGUAGUGAAAAACCUUCAUUUUUGGCUCUUGGUCUUUGGAGUAUUGGCUUCCACCAUGCUUUCUGCCUUGACACUUAGUAGACAUCGAUCAGCCAUACGGAAGAAUCGACCCUAUGGAUGGUGCGUGGCACUGAUGGUGUCUGCUCUACAAUUGGCACCUUUCGUGGAGAUGGUUGACAAACUUGGUGACGGCGUUUGCUGGGGUCUUCGUGAGGAAGACCUUUCGUCUCCCUUAGCGUCAGUUCUCAGCAAUUCGGGUUCAAGAGGUUCAAGACGACCAUCCAAUGCAGAAAUGAAAGGCUCUCGCUAUGGAGAGAACCUGAUGCGCGGCUUGCGCAAGCUGUCAAUUGCAAGUCUACCAUUGAUCCUGCUGUCGGCCUUCGUCCACUCUGCUUGGCUUUUGGAAGACGACCACUUCGACCAAACGGUUACCGAAGCUGCAGGAUUCGUGGUGGGUAUUGUGUGUCUAUCCAUGGCCUGUGCGGAUGUUGUGCUCUACGUUUGGGUUGACGAUGCUUUCGUGCGACAUCAUAAGAAACUCGUGCAGGUCCACUAUUUUGUGGAAAUUGUCACAAGGCUUCCUCUUCUAUGUUUGCUCCUGCACGUCGUUGAGAAAGGUUAUGUCCCAAUGAUUUUCUUGUGGGCCUGUGACAUGUCUGCGAGUGUGCUGCUGUUGCUGAUGCCAACGCUUUUGAGCUGGCGCCGGCGCAUGUCAUGCCGCCAUGCUUCCAGCCAGGUGGCCAGCGGUGUGAUCAUGUCGCAGAUUUUGUUCUUCGUGAACAUUACCAUGUUUGACCCGCGAGAAGCGUUCCAAGUGGUCAACAUGGGCUUUUACAUUGUCAAGUAUGUCGAGGCCUUUGUCAUUUGCAGAGUCCUACAAUGGGAUCACGAAUUUGACAGGUUGAAGACCAUCUUCCAGGAGGUGCAGCUCGCCUCUGUGGUUCUGAAUGCCUUUCUGGUGUGGGUGGUCGUGCCCAAGCUCCGAAGUAUGCAGGAUGCUGCAAUGUCUCUCGCUCGACAGGACAUGCCACGUCUCUCAGAUCUACUGCCCCGUGAUGAAGCCAGUGCAAUGCGGCCCACGACCUCACGGAGUCAGCUGUUUGGGCUGCCGCAGAACAUCGCCUUGGAGCUGGGCACAGUUGGAAGCCCUCAGCAUGGAGCUUUCCUUGUUCGAGAGAGUCGAGCGGAAAGCGCACGCUUGGAGCUCCUGGGGGACAUGCUGGAAGGCUUGCACCUUACUUGCGAAGCACAGAGUGACCGAAACCGUGCAGCAGUUGCUCGCAGCACAGUAGCAGAUGUCCUUUGGUCAUUGGUCUUGCCUUGGAGUGGCGAAUACAGCGAUGCUUCUGGGCGUGUUGUUCUGGAGAUGAUGGAUCCAGAGAGAGGAGCUGUUUUGAUCAAACGAGAAGUUCUUACGGAAGAUGGUUCUCGAGAGCUGACCGAAUCCGUUGGCGUGAUCUUCCAAGGGACUGCCAUCGAAGUCGUUUUGGAUCCUUCGGAGGGCCGUGUGAUUGGCUCACACAUGGGGCACGAGAUCCGUUUCGCGGACUCCCAUGGAACUGUUUGGACUCGCAAAGCUGGAAGUUUCAGCCCAAGCAGCUCGAGUAGUAGCAGUGGAGGUAGCGGUGACCGAGAAAGCGCUGCCCGCGAAGUGCUGCGGCUGGUCCUGACACAAGUCUUGCUGUCGUUGCGAUGGGAACCAACCUUCCUUGGUUUGGGCAUUGGAAAAGUGAAAGCUGGAGAUCUGGUGGCGAUUGAUGCGGCCAGACGACCCUUGCUCAGCUUCCUUCUCCGAUAUGCCAUUGGAACCCGUGACCUCACCUUUAUCUCUGAGAUCUACUGGUCUUUGUGGUGUUUGUCUCAAGACUACCUCGACCCCAACCGCGCUGCAUAUGACAAAGCACGCUGGGUUAUGGUCAAUGCGUUGGAGGGAAAUAUCGAAUUUUGGGACAGCGUUCGCGGUAUCCAGCUGGACACUUGGGCAUCCAGGUCAAGCAGCUCGAGCAGCUCGUCCGGGCCAACUCCCAAUGCAGACAGAAACUUCAGAGACCAAGCGCUGCGCUUGAUCACCCAGCAGGCUGCUCUUUGGCAACAGACCUUACAAUUGGCUGCUUUUGGCCGAGAAACAGCUGGUGACUCCGCGGAGAAAACCAGAGCCAUCCGUCAUCGCCUGCAUGAGAUGAUGAAGUCUCGAGCUGUUGAUGAGGCGGAGGACAGGGAGCCGAUGGUGCUAGAGGACAGCUACCUCUCUGAGAGAUUGGAGGCAGAUCCUUCACUGAUGAAAGCCACCCAAACAGCAAGUUUAGUGAGAAGCUCUCGGCACUUUCUAUCGACCCCGGUGGAUCCCAGCGUUCCAUUUCUUGGCGUCGACGUAGCUCAUUGCGAGAUUCUGAAGUCCAAUGCAGCACCGCUUGUGUUGGGAUCCUUGAAGGUGCCAGAUACUGGAUGCGGCCUUGACCUAGAAGCCAACCAUGGAGGCUUAUCAUUGCACCGAAUGGUCAGCGAGAGCCAGGUCGACCGGUACAUGGUGAAAGUGGGAGACGACCUUCGGCAGGAUCAGCUCGUUCUACAAAUGCUCCAUUUGAUGGAGCUGGUUUGGCAGGAGCGGCUGCCAAAAGAAGAGAAUGAAAUGCUGCGCUUCGUUCCAUACAGAGUGCUUGCCAUGACACCAGAUGCAGGAUACAUCAAGUUUGUACCUGGUGCCAUGUCUUUGUCAAGAGCUUUAGCGCAAAGCAAUGGCGAUUUGUUGACCUGGUUUGCCUCGAACCUUCCAGAGGACAUGACCAAAGACCAGGUCUUGAAUAACCUCUGUGGGAGCGCUGCAGCUUAUUGUGUUGCAACAUAUGUUCUUGGAAUUGGAGAUCGUCACCUUGACAACCUGCAGAUCACUCCAGAGGGCCACUUCUUCCACAUUGACUUUGGAUUUAUAUUUGGAGAAGACCCGAAGCCUUUUGCUCCGCGUUUGAGGUUGCCACAACAGGUUGCCAGUGUGCUUAUGAAAGAAAUUGACUCUCAAUCUGGUGGCACACUGCUAGACAGAUGUUUCCUGCUCGCUGGGCGCGCCUACAUAGCUCUGCGCCGGUCUAUGCCCUUGUGGGUCUCCCUUUUGAGGGUGACUGGCCACGCGGGCGGGGCUGGCUGCUCAUGCCUGCGGCAAGAUGCGAACGCAGCCGUGGUGGUGGUGACUGAUCGUCUUCGAAGCGAUCUUGACAGCUACGAGGAGGAGAAGGCAGCAACUGAAUUCCUGUUGGUACUUACCGAAAGUACAGAAGCAUUGUAUCCUGUUCUGACAGACAAAGUGCACCAGCUGGGUCUAUUCUGGAAGUGACGCCUCCACACCGUGUGUGUGGCGUGUCGAGUUUUUUUGCUUGUUUUGCUCACUUGAAUUCACCCUGCACUUCCCAGCCCAGUGCCUACUAAAUCCUAUUGGCGCUGGAUUCUCUUUGUGAUUUUAUGCGCCUCAUGUGUGUUGGCACGACAGUUUUCGGCGCAGUCUGAUCGACAAAGCAACAUUAUCUAAUGGCUGUUCCCGGACAGCAUUCAGACACGUCAUAGAGCAAUCACGUCCGCAUUACAC